Cynara cardunculus var. scolymus (artichoke) is the source of this 847-nucleotide messenger RNA. Its product is annotated as ATP-dependent RNA helicase eIF4A. The coding region runs from base 169 to 696 and encodes 175 amino acids. The record is from RefSeq and is a predicted model, not a curated record. Lineage: Eukaryota; Viridiplantae; Streptophyta; Magnoliopsida; Asterales; Asteraceae. The transcript is spliced from 7 exons.
UGAAAGGAUCGGUAGGGUUUUCCUACGCCGGAGAUGGACGCAGUGGAAGCAUCUUCACAUCUUUCUCCUGCUUCCUCUACUGUUAGAAAUCAGUUUGCUGAGUAGUGUUGUGUACGUUGCAGUCCACAGCGCCAUUUCUAUCUCGCCGUCGACAGAAUCCAGUUUAAGAUGGAGACAUUGGUGGAUCUAUUAGGAAUGGCAGGCCGUCGUCCAUGGCUUCCAAUGGUGGUUUGUUGUAGCACCCGUGAUGAGCUUGACGCUGUUUGCUCUGCCGUUUCCAACAUUUCCUACAUUUCUGUUACGCCACUGUACAGUGACCUCGCCGAAGCAGAACGUGCUUUGGUUUUAGAUAGAUUUCGCCACACAACAAUGAUGUGGAACCAAAAAGCUGCUGUUCAAUCCGGAGAUGAAGGGGAUGAAAAGGAAGAUCAAAAGUCUCAUAUGAUCGUUGCAACCGAUGCUUGUCUUCCUCUUCUUGCUUCAGGAGAAUCCCCUAUUGGUUCUAGUGUUUUGAUAAACUAUGAACUACCAACAAGAAAGGAAACAUAUACGAGGCGGAUGGCAACAUGUUUAGCUGCAGAUGGGAUUGUGAUAAAUAUGGUCGUUGGAGGCGAAGUGGUGACUCUUAAAAGCAUCGAGGAAAGCAGCAGUCUUGUGAUUGCAGAAAUGCCCAUAAAUAUUCUUGAAAUGUUCUAAAGACAUUCCAUAAAGUUAGGGUGGCUACGACUUGGUUCGUUCUCUUUUGAAUUAGUUGAACCGUUUGUGCUUGUAUAACGUAGUUUCAUUUGCCUGAAGAGAGAGGAAAUAGAGAGAGAGAGAGAGAGAGAGAGAGAUUGUGUAUUGACUC